This is a messenger RNA of Spea bombifrons (plains spadefoot toad), 1426 nucleotides long. It is a transcript of the gene ACAD8, whose product is annotated as acyl-CoA dehydrogenase family member 8. Gene Ontology annotation, biological process: lipid metabolic process. The record is from RefSeq and is a predicted model, not a curated record. Gene Ontology annotation, molecular function: acyl-CoA dehydrogenase activity; flavin adenine dinucleotide binding. The transcript has 11 exons. Lineage: Eukaryota; Metazoa; Chordata; Amphibia; Anura; Pelobatidae. The coding region runs from base 11 to 1255 and encodes 414 amino acids.
ACUGUCAACCAUGGCAGGGAGCUGGAGAGCGGGAGCUGCGCUAUCCAGGUGUUUGAAAACCUUUCUCCCCCGGGGCUCAGCGGCUCCCAGAAGAGGAAUCGCUUCCUGCAUAGACCCCUCCGCCGGCCUCAAUGAAGAGCAAAAGGAGUUUCAGAAAGUGGCUUUUGAUUUCGCGUCUCGGGAAAUGGCUCCUCACAUGGCCGCCUGGGAUGAAAAGGAAAUCUUUCCCGUUGAAACAAUGAGGAAGGCUGCGCAGCUGGGUUUUGGGGGAAUCUACACUCAGCCGGACGUUGGGGGUGCCGGUCUAUCUCGCUUGGACACCUCUAUCAUUUUCGAGGCUCUGUCUACAGGCUGUGUGAGCACCACCGCGUACAUGAGUAUUCACAACAUGUGUGUUUGGAUGAUUGAUACAUUUGGCAACGAAGAACAAAGGCACAGGUUCUGUCCUUCCCUGUGUACGAUGGAAAAGUUUGCAUCGUAUUGUCUGACGGAACCAGGCAGUGGAAGUGAUGCAGCCUCCCUGUUGACUUCUGCUAAGAGAGACGGGGACCGUUACAUCCUCAACGGCUCGAAGGCGUUUAUCAGCGGCGGGGGUGACACGGAUGUGUAUGUAGUGAUGUGUCGCACAGGAGGCAGCGGACCUCGGGGGAUCUCCUGUCUGGUGGUGGAAAAAGGGACCCCUGGGCUCAGCUUUGGAAAGAAGGAGAAGAAGGUCGGGUGGAACUCUCAGCCAACCAGAGCUGUCAUAUUUGAAGAUUGUGCUGUUCCGGUGGCCAACAGACUCGGGGAGGAGGGUCAAGGUUUUGGUAUUGCCAUGCGCGGCCUGAAUGGAGGAAGGAUCAAUAUCGCCUCCUGCUCCCUGGGUGCCGCUCAUGCCGCCGUAAUACUGGCUCGGGAUCACCUUGCUGUACGGAAGCAGUUCGGGGAGCCUUUAGCCAAUAAUCAGUACCUGCAGUUUGGAUUGGCGGAAAUGGCGACUCGUCUCGUCACCUCGCGUCUGAUCGUCCGGCACGCGGCCCAAGCCUUACAGGACGGCCGAGAGGACGCGGCUACCCUCUGCGCGAUGGCAAAGCUGCACGCCACCGAGGAGUGCUUUAAGGUGUGCAACCAGUCGCUGCAGAUGCACGGAGGAUACGGCUACUUGAAAGACUACGCGGUCCAGCAGUAUGUCCGGGAUAUCCGCGUCCACCAGAUUCUGGAGGGAACCAAUGAGGUCAUGAGAAUGAUUGUAGCCAGAAGCUUGUUACAAGAAUAACUCCUAAACUGGACUGGAUCACCCGAUUCCCAGGAGCGACUAAAGGAAAAUGUCACUGAGUAACCGUUCUCCCCAUACACUACUCCUUACGCGUGCUCAGGGGCCCCCUUUUUUAUUUGUUUUGUACUUUUCUUGCCUUAUGGAUCUUUUCCGGUGCUCUAUACUAUCUGU